Prorocentrum cordatum is the source of this 2547-nucleotide messenger RNA. The record is from the annotation of a GenBank genome assembly. Lineage: Eukaryota; Dinophyceae; Prorocentrales; Prorocentraceae.
ACUGUUUCUAGCGCUUGUAUGUCCUUUCCGCGAUACGCCCAUGUAUUGGUCGGGGCGAUCUGGGUUUCUUGGUUGGAACUGAGAAGCAGACGUGGUUGCUGGCCCUUCAGCGCAUGUAGGUGGAUGUGGAGGUCAAUUGCACUGGCGUUUGCAGCUGCACAUGUGGUCGUAUGCUUGACGGGCUCGGUGGCAACGGAUCGGUCAAUCAGACUUUCAUCGAGAAUUGCUACCAAAGCCGUAUGCCAGCCGAGUUCCCCUCUUGGAUCAACCUGGCCUGUGUGGCCCGCAGUUCGUGCUGUACGCCCAUCACUCUGUGUACCUGUAUCCGCAAUGGCGUUGGCAAGCGUCCCCGCCCUGAUGGCGCCACCGCCCCUCCAGGCGUUCUCACACGAACGUUUGGUGACUAAGGCGCACCCAGGCGGUGGGUCGGCCUGGAUCCUGACCCCGGACGACGACGAGUACGAGGGAGAUUGCAGUACGAGGGAGAUUAAGGUGACGUUCCUCGACGACGCUGGCCGCCCGCCUGCUCCGCCACACCAGCCAGUGUACGCCUUUCGCGGCCCGCCUCCGCAGGCGGCCCUGCAGGCGGCGAUGCCGAACGCGGAGGUGCAGACGCAGCUGCUGGGUUGGGGCCAUGUCGCUCAGGGGUCGCCUCCACCAGCUGGCGGUAUCGGCGUUCCGGGUGCUGGCAAGUGGCUCCUCGCGGAGCCGUGUGGGAGCUGGUUCGAGCACGGGGUGCGCAACCGCGGGUUCCGCGACCGGGUGUUGGAAAUGUUCGAGGAGCCUGAGCUUGACGGCUUCCCGAAUGGCCCUAGGAUCACGCUCGGCACGGCCACCGCCCUCCGCUCGCAGGGCCUCGCGUGGCGGAUGCAGGCUCGGGAGUGGCCAGUCGCAGCCCUUGUUCGGUCAGGAGACCGCUCGGUGCACGAGUGCAAGCUGAUCUGCGAGGUGCUCCGCGCGCUGCAGUGCAUCGAUCAGCGCAAUCUCCCGAACCUCCUGGGCGCAGAGCUGUUGGUGAGGCUGACGGACAAGGCCGCGAUCAUGAUAGAGAAGAGGAAGGCCAUCGACGAGUCCAGGCUCGGGGGCACAGGCAAGCCCGAGAUGGACACGGACAAGGGCGGCAAGAGACUGCAGCAACGCUUCGACCGCAAGAGGGUAGUUUUGAGCCGCGCCAUCGGCUCCGCCGAGAAUUUCAGUGCCGAGGCAGCCCGCGUGGUGUUGUUCGGCGCAGGUCAGGACUAUGAGGGUGGUCCUGAGCUUCCCAUCGCAAGUUGCGACGCGGACCUGCUCUCCCUGCCUCUCCUGGGGGCAGAGCCUGUGGAUUGGACCGCGGUGCUCGACGGCAGGAUCGUCGCUGUCGCCGCCGACAGGGCCCCGUCGCGGUCGUUCUCGGCGCCUCGAACGGACGGCGGGGGCGGGUGGAUGUACCAGUUCUCCGAGAUCUCUGUGCCUCUGCUCGCCUACAGACGGGCGGGGCGAAUGGCAAGCGAGGCGGCAGACGGGGUGGAGGAGGUGAGCACUCGACAGGGCGAGCACGUCGCACAACCAGCGGCAGAGCAGCGAGACGAGCUUUCCGACACAUGUGCAGGUGAUUCCGCAGUCGAGUCCAACAUCGUCAUCGACAGGGUGUCCGUGCAGAAGCUCGACGCGGACACGGAGAGCUCGGACGGCGUCAGUUUGCAGAGCUACGCGGUGACUGCUGGCGGCCGCGCCCCGCCGUGGAGCUGCACCCACCCCGCGCUGGCAGCGCCUCGGCUGGCCCAGGAGCGCGCGCAGGGCGAGGCGCCCGAGCCCGUGGCCGUGCGCGGCCGGGCCGAGGCCGCUCUGCUUGCCGCCGCCGCGCCGGGCCUCGCUGCCGUGGGCGCCGCCGCCGCUCCCGGGCCGCUGCUGCCGGACCCGGGGCCCCCGCCGGGGCUCUACCCGCCGAGCCCCGCGGCGGCGCGGCCUCCCAGCCCGCGCGCGCCGCCGAGCGCGCCGCCCAGCGCAGCGCCGAGCGCGCCGCCCAGCGCCCCGCGCAGCACGGGCACGCCUGCGGGCGCGGCGCCCCGCGUGCAGCCCAGCGUGCCGCCCGGCGUGCGGCCCGGUGUGCCGCCCUGCGCGGCGCCCUGCGCGGCGCCCUGCGCAGCGCCCAGCGCGUGGCCGGAGCGGCACCCGCAGCAGGCCGCGGCGCGGGCGCCGCCGGGCUUGCGCAGUGUCCACCAGAGCAAGGACGCAGGUGAGCACAGGAGGGCGUGCAGGCAGCUACGGAGCUCGGACAUGCAGAAGAAGGAGGCGGCCUCAGCAAAGGGCAGCCCGUGGGAUGACGUCAUCUUCCCGGCGCCACUCCCCCCGUCGGUCAUGCACGACCUCGCGCGGCGUGAGGAUACGUGCUGGGCCUGGGUGAAGCACGGGUACUGCCCGCGGGGCCUGCGGUGCACGUGGAUGCAUCCGCCGCUGCCGGGGCCCCCGCGGGGAUUUGCACCGCGCGCUCCGGGCUACCACGCGCUCCAGCCGCGCUCAGGCAUGCCGUGGUUCUCACCACAGGCGAUGGCGGCCCCGUCGGCCUGA